Molecule: messenger RNA, 2039 nt
Organism: Neoarius graeffei (lesser salmon catfish)
Lineage: Eukaryota; Metazoa; Chordata; Actinopteri; Siluriformes; Ariidae
Gene: plekha8
Product: pleckstrin homology domain containing, family A (phosphoinositide binding specific) member 8
Exons: 13
Coding region: 290-1771 (493 amino acids)
Biological process (GO): ceramide transport; intermembrane lipid transfer
Cellular component (GO): membrane; cytoplasm; cytosol
Molecular function (GO): ceramide 1-phosphate transfer activity; ceramide 1-phosphate binding
Source: RefSeq, a predicted model, not a curated record
UAGAGUCACCAGUUAACCUAACCUGCAUGUCUUUGGACUGUGGGGGAAACCGGAGCACCCGGAGGAAACCCACGCGGACACGGGGAGAACAUGCGAACUCCGCACAGAAAGGCCCUCGCCGGCCACGGGGCUCGAACCCGGACCUUCUUGCUGUGAGGCGACAGCGCUAACCACUACAUCACCGUGCCGCCCACCCACAGGUUGGCAGCCACGCUGGUUUGUAUUAGCUGGAGGUACUCUUUCAUAUUAUGAUUCGCAAGAAGAUACCUGGAAAGGAUGCAAGGGCAGCAUGAAGAUUUCCGUAUGUGAGAUACAAGUACACCCAUCAGAUUUCACAAGAGUUGAUCUGACCAUACCAGGAGAACAAUACUUCUACCUCAGGACCAUCAAUGCAGCAGAGAGACAGAAAUGGCUGGUAGCUUUAGGAUCAGCCAAAGCCUGUCUGACAGACAACCGGGCCAAGAAAGAGAAGGAGCUCCAGGAAAACACGGAGGCACUGAAAACCAAGAUGUCUGAAUUGAGGCUAUACUGUGACCUUCUCCUUGAACAGGUGAACAGACUCAAGGAGAAUCCUUUGGGUGAGGGGUCAGCUGGUUCUGGAGAGACAGGAGAACUAACAGGUAGUCUGGUGAAGUCUACAUGUGCCACAUUCCUGAAGACGCUGGAGGAUUGCAUGAAGAUAGCCAGCCGCACAUUCAGUCCAGACCUGCAGAACCUCAGCCCUCCAACUGUUGCUGCUAUUAAACCUCACAAGAUCAAAACUUCUAACCAAAAAAGUCAUCACUGGGAAGAAAAACAAAAGCGCUCAGUAAACAACUCAUCUAUUCCAUUACUACCUGAGUGUGUGAAGUUAGGACCAGGUGGAGAAGGCCCUCCAUUACUUCCAGGAAACAUACCAGACCCUUCAACAGAGACCAGUUGUAUGGAGGAAGAAUGUGACGGCCAGGUGGAGGAUCUUCAGGAUCAUGCCAAGGGUGAUGUUCCCACAAGGAACACAGGAGAAGACGUGCGUCCAGAAUUAACUCGCACAUUAGAGAAACAGGAAGAGCAGCCCAUCCCCCAGGAAAGCCAAGAGGCUGACUCAGAAGUGCAUGAGCUCGAGUCAGAGGGUAAACAGGAAAAGGAAGAUCAGGUGGCAACAUUCUUCAGUAGUAUGAGCCACAGAUUUAGUGAUAUAAGACUGGAGGACGACAGUGGUAUCCCUACACGAGCCUUUUUGGACUCUUGCUAUGCUAUAGUGCCAGUAUUAGACAAGCUGGGACCAAAAGUCUUCGCUCCAGUUAAAAUGGAUUUUGUGGGCAACAUUAAGAAAGUGCAGCGGAAGUUACAGUCAGACCCAGACAACUUCCCCACUCUGCAGAGUAUCGUGCUCCAUGAAGUGGAGAUGGAAGUGGCGCAGGUGCGGAACUCGGCCACUGAGGCGCUGCUGUGGCUCAAACGAGGAUUAAAAUUCCUCAAAGAGUUCCUCUCCGAGUUGGAUGCUGGAGAGCAGGACAUCCAUGCAGCUUUGAACAGUGCCUAUGGAAAGACACUCCGCCAGUAUCAUGGAUGGGUGGUGCGUGGGGUCUUUGCUCUGGCACUGAGGGCUGCUCCUUCCUAUGGCGGCUUCAUGGCAGCGUUAGUAUGCCAUGAGGGAGAUGAGCUGAAGGAGGCUUUUAUGUCAGGAAUGCACCGUGACCUUGCCGUCUACCUACCAGCCAUGGAGAAGCAGCUAGCUAUAUUGGAUGCUCUGUAUGAGGAGUAUGGCCUGGAGUCAGAUGAGGUGGUGUGAGACACUCAUGAACACUCGCAGAUACAGAGCUCAGUUUCUGGCUGCAGUGAGAGUACUGUAGUGUGGGAGAGCCUGAUUAAGGCUUUGCCAUACUGCUGAAGGCAGACUUGGUCUGUAUGGGCAGAGUAAGCACUGUGGCAAUACUAGACAUCUACAGUUAGCAUUAGUGCUCUGAAGCUGCAGCCAUCUACAUGUUUUUUCAGGGAACAAUCAUUUUUUGGUAUGUGGCAGGGUGGAUGCCAAGUGUUUUGUUGCAUUUGUGACCAGG